AUGAAGAUGCGCAUGUUCUUAGCUUUACUAGGCAACACUUUGUGGAAGUUGGCUAUGGCAAAGUGGUGGGAUUUGGACCAAGAGUUCAAUUAUGUAGAAAGCUUGGCUUUAGUUACCAUCGUGUUCCUUGAGCUACUGUUUGAUGGUGCUUGGCAUGUCCUGUCCAGACCAGCCUCCAAGUCUUACUACUACGGGCGUUUGCAUGAAGACGCCUUUGACAAAGCUGAGUCCGGGGUGGUGGUUCAGACAGUCUCGCACGCCCAGCUAUACAAGGAAUUGAUGAACAAGAUGGGCGGAGAGUUCAUGUCCUUGGGGUUCAUCGCCUUCAUGAUCUUCUGUUCUAAUCAGCUUGGGUUCUUUGACUUUAUUGCUGAACGCUUGCCGGCCUGUGGCAAGAGCGCCACUCCAGAUUGUGUAAUGCUGCCAUACACUGGCAUCGAUUGGCUUCACCUUAUCGCUUCUUGGCACUUGCUCUUGAUGCAGGCAUAGAGGUGACAAUGGUUUCGGAAGCUGCAUGUAACCUAUUUUUUGGUUUCUUAGAUUUCCACCAGGCAAAAAAAACACAGAUAUUUGAGAAAGGAAGAUACGGUUCCUUUUAAGGGGCCUUACCUUCCUUUGUUCAUUUUUUCUAGAUUUGUUGUCCUUUUUUCCGGUUGAGGAUGGUAGAGAUUCUCAGAUCAGCCAGUG
This is a messenger RNA of Durusdinium trenchii, 687 nucleotides long. The record is from the annotation of a GenBank genome assembly. NCBI's taxonomy places the organism in Eukaryota, Dinophyceae, Suessiales, Symbiodiniaceae.